CCUGCGCACUGCGGCUCUGAUGUUUGUUGAUAUGUGAGCUGCGGGUCUGUGCGGGGAUCCUCUGCGGGUCUGUGCGGGGAUCUGUGCGGUGCUGCCGCCCGAUGGAGAACCUCAGAGACCUGGUGGAGCGUCCGUCCAGGAAGCGCCGGGACUCCUUCGGGAUGUUGGACGGUUUGGACGAAGACCGGAGCAGCUGCAGCACAGAGUCCAGUGGAGGCAGCGGAGCGUCCAGCCCAGAGGACAGUGAAGAUGAAGAGUUAGGAGGAGGAGGAGGAGUGACUCCACUCACUGCCACCUCCUCCUCCUCCUCCUCCUCCUCCCUGAUGCUCAUCAAGACCAACGGGCAGGUGUACACGUAUCCUGACGGGAAGGCCGGCAUGGCGACGUGUGAGAUGUGUGGAAUGGUCGGAGUCAGAGAUGCUUUCUACAGCAAAACCAAACGUUUCUGCAGCGUCUCCUGCUCCAGAAGUUUCUCAUCCAACUCCAAGAAGGCCAGCAUCCUCGCCAGACUGCAGGGGAAACCUCCCACUAAGAAAGCCAAGGUUCUUCACAAACAGCCCCUGAUGACCAAACUCGCUGCCUACGCUCAGUCCCACCAGCAGGGCGGCGCCAGAAAGAGCGUCACUGCGGACAUGUUUGACUGGCCUCGUUACCUUGGAGAGGGGGGGGCGAUGGGAGCGCCGGUCAGCUGCUUCAAACAUGUCCCGAUGGGGAAGUCGUGGGACGACAUCAGUGAAGGAGUUCGUGUUGAAGUCCCAAACACUGACAGUGGACUUCCCCUGAAGGUGUACUGGAUCGCUGGCAUCAUCAAACUGGCAGGUUUUAAAGCCCUGCUGAGGUACGAGGGCUUCGACAGCGACUCCACCAGAGACUUCUGGUUGAACCUGUGUGUGCCGGACAUCCACCCGGUGGGCUGGUGUGCUGCCGGAGGGAAGCCGCUGGUCCCGCCCCAGAGUACGAGACGUCUCACCACACCCACACCAGACCCUGUUUGUUUUAAGGAGACAUGUUCAGCCCUCGUGCACCGGUUCAACAACUGGAAGAGCUUCCUCAUCAAGAGACUGACGGGAUCCAAGACCCUGCCGCCGGACUUCUGCUCCAAGGUGCAGGACAGUUUGCAGUUUCCCUUCAAGAAGCAGAUGAGGCUGGAGGUGGUGGAUAAGACUCACCUGUGUCGGACUCGGGUCGCUCUGGUGGAACAGGUGAUCGGCGGGCGCCUGCGUCUCGUCUACGAGGAGUGUGACGAUGGGACGGACGACUUCUGGUGUCACAUGAACAGUCCUCUGAUCCACAGCAUCGGCUGGUCUCGAUCCAUCGGACAUCGCUUCAAGCGGUCCGAUGUGACGAAGAGGCUGGACAGUCGGGUGGACGCUCCGGGGAAGCUGUUCGCCAAGGUGAAGGAGGUGGAUCAGAGCGGCUCGUGGUUCGAGGACGGGAUGAAGCUGGAGGCCAUCGACCCUCUGAACCUGUCGGCCAUCUGCGUGGCCACAGUGAGGAAGGUCCUGGCUGACGGGCACCUGAUGAUCGGCAUCGACGGGUCGGAGGCGGCAGACGGUUCCGACUGGUUCUGUUAUCACUGCACCUCUCCCUCCAUCUUCCCCUCCGGCUUCUGUGAGAUCAACAGCAUCGAGCUGACUCCCCCCAGAGGUUACUGCAGCCUCCCGUUCAGAUGGUUCGAGUAUCUGAGGGAAAGUAAAUCUGUGGCUGCUCCGGUCCAGCUCUUCAACAGGGUGAGUCCUGACGCCUCAUGUUCUUUAACCAUGAACCUGUUCUCAGCUCCUCCAUCUUUCCUCCAUCAGGACGUCCCCGACCACGGCUUCCACCCCGGGAUGAAGCUGGAGGCCGUGGACCUCAUGGAGCCCCGGCUCGUGUGCGUCGCCACCGUGACCCGCAUCGUCCACCGGCUGCUGCGGAUCCACUUCGACGGCUGGGAGGACCAGUACGACCAGUGGGUGGACUGUGAGUCACCUGACCUGUACCCGGUGGGCUGGUGUCAGCUGACUGGAUACCAGCUGCAGCCGCCUGCUGCUAACGCAGGCUCCAGAGAAUCACGGUCCUCCAAACAGAGGAAGAAAUCCCAACAGUACAAGGGACAGAAGAAGAAGAGGAAGCUGCCCGUCGCCAAGCGACCCGUCAGUCUGUCUGGUGCCGUGGUAACGGGCGUCCCCAGGAGUCUCUCAGGAGACGAGGAUGAGACGCCGCCAGAUUACCCAUCACCCCCCAUUCCUGUCUCCGCAGCUCAGCCCCUGUCUGCAGGUCCAGAGAGCAGCCCCCACACAGAGGGGGGGGCAGGUUCACACGUUAAAGACGAGUUUUGUCCCGAGACGACUGAAGCUGAGACCAAUGGAUCCUCUGGAGAUUUCUUCAUCAACCAGGACCAGUCGUAGGCCUCCUCAUCCUCAGUGGAGGAGGUCAGAGUUCAUCCUCUCACAUCCACUCUACAGUCGAUUGUGUUGGAUUGUGCACAUGUGCGUCUUCAGAUGUGAAACUAGCAGUUCACAGACACAAAGAAAGACAUUAAAUCCUCAUGAUGCACUGUACAUAACUUUUUUAGUUUGUCCCAUGUCCCAUCUGCUUACAUGGAGGAGGAGGGGAUCAUGAUUUAUACUGCAGCCAGACACCAGGGGGCGAUGGAGACGAUUUGGCUUCACUUUUGGAGCCGUCAUGUUUAUUGACAGACUCUGAUUCUCACACUUGAGUUACAACAAACCAAAUCAACACUAAUCCGACAUGUAUCUUUAAUCAGACACCACCAAGCUAACUAGCUCGCUAGCAUGCUAACUAGCUCGCUAGCAUGCUAACAGGAUGGGAAUGAAAGGACCUAGGGUCCGAGAUUACAGAGAUUAAAGAGUAAAUCUCACUCUCACUCUUUUAGAUUUUAAUCAAGAACAAAUCGUUUCAAGUGAAGGAAAAAAAGACUCGUCGCAGUUUAACUGGAAAGAAAAACCGAGAAGAAGAGAACGUGACGUCGUUUGUUCCUCUGAGAAAAGAAAUGAAGUAAGAAAAUACAACAAGAUGGUAAAACUUUUCUACAAUGAUUUAUAAUAUCUAAGAUCUUUAUUUGUUCGUGUUUUAGUGUUUGAAAGUUAAAACUUUAAUAAUAGAACAUGUAGCUGUAUAACUUCAUUUAAUGUGUGUGUGUCUGUAUGUGUGAGUGCGUGUGUGUGAGAAUCGUGUGAUAGAUGUUUUAUACUUAAACUGCAAAAUAUGAUAUUAGAAUCAUUUUUUAUUUAAGUCAGGAAAAUACCGAUAAUUAUUCAAAAAAAUUCUCACUCAGAAUUUGUGUCCAACUUAAAUGAAACGUUAACACUAACAUUUUACCAUUUAUGAGGUAACACAAAAUGUUCCGAUAGAAUCAACUUUUUGUGUUGAAUUAAAUUAAAUUAAAGUUAUUUCACCAAAUGAUCGAAAUUAAAAAAUCUCUGCAUCAUCAGACUGUGACAGUGACAAAGUUACAUAACUUGAUUUUAUUUAUAUAUUUAUUAUUUAAAAUAUAUAUACCCAGGCUUUUUAAUGCUCAAACAAAAAUUUGUUAAUUCAUUAAUUUAGUUCCUCAUUCGAUUUAAUCUGCAGCCGUGAGAAGAGAAAAUAUUCUGCUCCGCACCACCUCUCAGUGACCAGCAGAGGGCGACACCAGUGUUUUUAUGUUGUCUAAAGAAAAAGGUUCAUAUUAUUUCAAAAAGUUGAAAUAAUAUCUUUGAUCACUAGCUUUUCGUAUUUCAAAAACAUUUGUUAUUUUUCAUGAUUUGGCAAAAAAAACUAUAUAAUGGAGAUAAUUUUUAGAACAUGGUUUGCAUUUGUACAUUUGAUUAAAAGAGAAUUGUAUGAAAAGGUUUCCACAUUCUAACUGAAUCUAAAAAGAAGUUUAAUAAGUUAUGAAUGGAACCAAUAGGAUUUUGUUCAUAAUGUCAUCGAGCUGUAGAUUCACAAAAGAAAAGAAUAAAAUAAAACAAAUGUUUCAUCAGAUUCUUCUGUUGCUGACGCUCGGAGCUGAAACUCACUAUGAUCAAUUAAAUCAAAUGAAUUAUGUAAAACAUAAAUAAUAAGCAAUGAUCCAUAAUUAACUUUUUCAUCUUGUUGGAAGAUAUGGACGCCUAUUUCUGACACAAAUAUAAAAGAGAAAGUGAAAAUAUAUAGAGCAUUAUGCAGACUAACUUAAUUAUAUAAAUAUGACAAUAUAAGAGAAAAUUCUGACUGAUAAUUUCAAAUAUAUUAGAUAUUAAAUAUUUGUUCCUCUUAUAUUAUGACACUAAUGUCUUCUGUUUUUAUUUUCUUUAGUUUUUAUGCAUAGUUUUUCACAUGGAAAUGUGCGUGUGUAUCACAAUUCUGAUCUUAUCUGAUCUAAACAGAUCUAAUCUGAUUUAAUCUGAUCUGAUUUAAUCUAAUCUGAUUUAAUCUAAUCUGAUUUAAUCUGAUCUGAUUUAAUCUAAUCUGAUUUAAUCUGAUCUGAUCAAUGUGCAGCACUAAGAAAAUCUCUUUAAAGGAUCAGCAGUUUUUUAAAGUGUCGUCUGUGUUGUAGUGAGUUUCUACAGCGUCUAUAAUAAGUGUAUUUUUUGUAUUAUGGUGCUAAAUAUAGAUGAAAUCACAUGUUUGAUAACGUUUGUAAUGAUUUUGACGAAUCGUCUGUGACUCUGGUGAAGUCGUUGUUCCUGCUGUUUGCAAUAGAUUUUCUAUAAAGAGCAAAGUAGCGAGGAAGUUUCCGAUGUUUCGUGUGAAGGCCGCAGGAUUUAACGAGUUUAUAAAAUGUUUGUGAGUUUUAAUGUGAUUGAUCGAUUGUCGAGGACGAACCAGACAAAAUGAAGAUCUGAGUGAAACUGUUGACUGAAGCUUUUUAAACAGUUUGGUGGUGAUCAGGCCUCGAGCUGAAGAAACCACGUGAACCUUCGGCUGCUUCUGUCCGAGAACGGAUUUUAAAUCCUUUUUGUUCUGUGUUUUCCUGCAUUAACAGAUAAAUCUGUAGAAAUGAGUCAAAAGAAAACCGACACAACUUUUUACGGCAUGCAGAGGUUAAUGGAAACAUGUUAACAUCCGUGUUGUUCACGUGUUCAAGACGUUUACUGAGCGCAACACACACAUGUUACAAAGAAUAUAGAGAAUUCAAUCUAUAUGGUAUUAAUGUGGUUAUGAACUGAUGUUAUCUUUCCUGAAGCUUUUUUUAAACAUUGUGAGAUUUGUUUGGCAGCAUGAUUGUAGAUGUAAAAUAAAUAACUUGAGACAUUUUCUAUGAAAUAAAAAGAAAAUAUUGAACUUUAA
Molecule: messenger RNA, 5253 nt
Organism: Pleuronectes platessa (European plaice)
Lineage: Eukaryota; Metazoa; Chordata; Actinopteri; Pleuronectiformes; Pleuronectidae
Product: MBT domain-containing protein 1
Exons: 17
Coding region: 102-2387 (761 amino acids)
Biological process (GO): regulation of DNA-templated transcription
Cellular component (GO): nucleus
Molecular function (GO): zinc ion binding
Source: RefSeq, a predicted model, not a curated record